UUUAGGAAACUACUGUUCUAGAGUGCCCGCACAUAUGCGGAAGUGGCCUCUAAAAGUGGGCGGGGAAGAGGAGAGUGAGUGGUUUUGGCGGGAGAUAGAAGGCUGAACAGAGGCAGCAGCAAUGCAGGCGUUUCUGAAAGGCCCAUCUUCCAUCAGCACCAAGCCCUUACCUGCCAAGGAGAAGGGAACAGCUUCUACUGCAGGAGGCAGUGGAGAGGGGAAAAGGGUUCGACCUGUUCCAUGGGUGGAAAAAUACCGUCCAAAAUGUAUGGAUGAAGUUGCAUUUCAAGAGGAAGUUGUUGCAAUGCUGAAGAAAUGCUUGCAAGGAGCUGAUCUCCCCAAUCUCUUGUUUUACGGCCCACCGGGAACUGGGAAAACAUCAACUAUUUUGGCAGCAGCUAGAGAACUCUUUGGGCCUGAAUUGUUUCGGCAACGAGUCCUUGAGCUGAAUGCCUCUGACGAAAGGGGAAUCCAAGUCAUUAGAGAAAAGGUGAAGAGGUUCGCUCAGCUGACGGUGUCGGGAAGUCGUUCAGAUGGCAAGCCGUGUCCCCCUUUCAAGAUCGUAAUCUUGGAUGAAGCCGAUUCUAUGACCUCAGCAGCUCAGGCGGCUUUAAGGCGCACCAUGGAGAAGGAAUCCAAAACAACACGUUUCUGCCUGAUCUGUAAUUACAUCAGCCGGAUAAUCGAACCUAUAACGUCUCGAUGCUCUAAAUUCCGUUUCAAGCCCCUUUCAGACAAAAUCCAACGGCAGAGACUCCUAGAAGUUGCUGAAAAGGAGAAUGUUGCAGUCAGCAGUGAGGCCAUCUCACACCUUGUACACGUGUCGGAGGGAGACUUGAGAAAGGCCAUCACGCUGCUCCAGAGCGCCACGCGACUGACGGGUGGAAAAGAAGUCACGGAAAAAAUUGUAACGGAAAUUGCAGGGGUCAUCCCUAGAGAAAUGCUGGACGGGUUACUUGCUUCCUGCCAGAGCGGUUCGUUUGAAAAACUGGAAGCUGUAACGAAGAACCUGAUUAAUGAAGGUUAUGCAGCUACGCAGCUUAUCAACCAGCUUCAUGAUAUCAUUGUCGAGAGAGAGGAUCUCAGCGACAAGCAGAAAUCCAUUAUUGCAGAGAAACUUGCCGAGGUAGACAAGUGCUUGGCUGAUGGUUCUGAUGAGUUUUUGCAGUUGACCAGCCUCUGUGCAGUGGUGAUGGAACAACUUCAGAAUAGCUAAGGGACCUGGUAUAUUGUGUUUGAUGCCAUUUUGGAAACUCUUUCUAUACUUUUGCAAUAAAAAAAGCAACUAGAGCAAAAA
Anolis sagrei ordinatus is the source of this 1297-nucleotide messenger RNA. RefSeq names its product replication factor C subunit 4 (gene RFC4). Gene Ontology annotation, molecular function: DNA clamp loader activity; ATP hydrolysis activity; ATP binding. Gene Ontology annotation, cellular component: nucleus; DNA replication factor C complex. Lineage: Eukaryota; Metazoa; Chordata; Lepidosauria; Squamata; Anolidae. The record is from RefSeq and is a predicted model, not a curated record. Gene Ontology annotation, biological process: DNA-templated DNA replication; DNA repair.